UCAUGCUGCUGCCAAGUCUAGAGUCUCUCAUGGGUCCCUGUACGGCCUCCCAUUGCUGCUGUCUCCAUCGCCACACUCUGCCAUGUGCCACUUUCAGGUCUCUUCACACUGCUGGUGUGUUAAAUUUUUUGACAUAGGGUGCAGGCAGAUUACGGGCCUCACAUAGCUGCUGCCAGGCCCCUAAUCUGCCAUGGGCCCCUAUAUACCGCCUCCUCAUGCUGCUGCCAAGUCCAGAGUCUGUCAUGGGUCCCUGUAUGGCCUCCCAUUGCUGCUGUCUCCAUCGCCACACUCUGCUGCCAUGUGCCACUUUCAGGUCUCUUCACACUGCUGGUGUGUUAAAUUUUUUGAC
Messenger RNA from Staurois parvus, 349 nucleotides. The record is from the annotation of a GenBank genome assembly. NCBI's taxonomy places the organism in Eukaryota, Metazoa, Chordata, Amphibia, Anura, Ranidae.